Molecule: messenger RNA, 3776 nt
Organism: Micropterus salmoides (largemouth bass)
Lineage: Eukaryota; Metazoa; Chordata; Actinopteri; Centrarchiformes; Centrarchidae
Product: CD109 antigen-like
Exons: 26
Coding region: 212-3286 (1024 amino acids)
Cellular component (GO): extracellular region
Molecular function (GO): endopeptidase inhibitor activity
Source: RefSeq, a predicted model, not a curated record
CUUAAUUACUGCCAUUCCCAUAAUUUUACUGACUGCGAUUGCAGAGCGUCCUUACUUUGAAGUGCUGUUCAAGACACCUUCACAGGUCCUUGUUGGAGAUGGCAUCUCAGGAUCAGUGAGAGCACUUUACCCCGGCGGACAACCUGUACAGGGCACACUAGCUGUCUCAGUCACUCUGGCAUCUGUUGUACAAAAUGCAACCUCUCCAUUCAUGCUAACACAAAAUAAAAAGAUCUAUGGGUCAACACAGUUUUUCUUCAGCAAAGAUCUGUUUCAAGCCCUCCACACAUCAGGAAUUAGUAGCCGUGUCCAUGUUUCUGCAUGUGUUAAUGACUCCACAGGAUUUAAAGCGAACAAAACAGUUGAAGUCCAAUUUAUGAAGAACACAUUCCAGCUCUCGUUCCAUGAUUUUCCACCUGCACUAAAGCCGUCUUUAAACUUCUCUACAGAACUAAGAAUCUCUAGAUUUGACAGAAAGCCACUCAGCUCACUGGAUCUGACAUACUCUGCUAUGAUUGAAGUCACUCAGAGAACAUCCAUGAUGAAUGCUGAACUGAAAACUCUGACACUUCCAGUGCCUGAGGACGGAAACAUACACAUAAAGUUUAAAUUACAGGAUCAAGUAGCUGUGCUUUUUAUUCGGGCAAGAUUCCAGUCCAGUGAGGAGACACUGGGGGUCUACAACAACUACUCCUCUCCUAGUGGCUCGUAUAUUCAGAUCUCCCCAAUCAACACCUUACCUGCACAGAUUGGAUUGCCUCUUCAACUAGAUGUGACGAGCACCUUUCAACCAAAAAAGCUUCACUUUGUGGUGAGCUCUAGAGGUCAAGUGGUGGCUGCUGGGACAAAGAAUACCUUUUCUUUUUUCCUGACCCCAACAGUGUCCUGGACCCCUGAGGCCUGUGUCACUGUCUACUGCAUCCUUUCUGAUGGAGAGGUCACCAGUGACACAGCACACAUACCCAUCAACCAACAAAACUAUGUAUCUCUAAAAUGGAGCAAUGACAAAGCCCAGCCAGGUGAGCAGGUAUUGCUUUCUGUGACUGCCCUUGAACCCAGCUCCCAGGUAGGAAUUCAGAUAAUGGGGACAAAUGAUGACGCGCCGCAGGCUGAGCUCGACUUGAACGCGAAGCAGGAAUGUGAUAUUAUGAUGCUGAGCAAUGCCAGACUACAUAAGAAAAAACUGCCUGAUGGAACUAAAAAUGAGAAAUGCUGCAGCUAUUGGAUGGAUGCCACUGAAUCCUUGUUGUGGUUAGACACUAAUGUUAGUAAUAAAACAUGGACAAGUGAGAAGAUAACAGUGCCAGAUGGCUUUACUUCUCUGAGAGCUGUUGCAAUGGUGAUGUCAGACAACCUGGGUUUGAGCUUCUCUUCUGUGCCACAAAAGUUGAUUGUGUCCAAAGAUUUUUCCUUGGCUCUGGAUGUCCCAUCAUAUCUCAUUAGAGGAGAGGAGAUUGUGCUGGAGGUGAACAUCAUCAGCCAUUUAGAGCAUGAUAUAGAGGUCAUCGUGCUGAUAGCACAAAGUGAGGCCUUUGAGUUUGUUUUAGAAGACAAAGGGGAUGCCGCGGUGGUAAAUGCACAAAAGCUCACAUUAGGGAGUCAUGGGUCUGCUUCAGCGCUUUUCCCUAUAAGGCCUGUUGCUCUGGGCGAGAUGGAAAUAUCUGUGGAUGCCGUAUCUGCGGAGGCCUCAGACAGCCUUGUUAGGAGAAUGCUUGUGAAGCCUGAGGGAGUUAAACAGACCUUCUCAGAGACUUUGUUCCUGGAGCUGGAACCACUGAAACACAACUAUUCCAGAUUCGUCUCCUUCUCCUUUCCACCAGAUGUGGUACCAGGCAGUCAGAGGGCCCAUGUGGCAUUGGUUGGUGAUAUCUUGGCCCUGUCUGUCCGAAACUUGGAUUCACUGGUUCAGAUGCCUCUUGGUUGUGGGGAGCAGAACAUGAUCCACUUUGCUCCAAAUAUUUAUGUUCUCCAUUACCUGAACACGUCAAACCAGGACAAUAAGGAGAUCAGGAGCAGGGCUCUGGGCUACAUGAUGAAAGGAUACCAGAGACAACUGUCCUACCAACAAAGUGAUGGUUCAUUCAGUGCUUUUGGAGACAACAACACCACUGGUAGCACAUGGUUGACAGCCUUUGUGCUGAGGUGCUUCCUCCAGGCUCAACCCUACAUGCUGAUAGACAACAAUGUCCUGGUCAGGGCCAUGACUUGGCUCUUGAAACAGCAGGGGCCCAAGGGAGAGUUCAAUGAGGUGGGCAAUUUGAUCCACACGGAGAUGCAGGGAGGACUGGAUAAUGGUCCGGUGGCACUCACUGCCUAUGUAUUGAUGACACUGCUGGAGGAUGAGCGCUUUGUGGAGAUGCACCCAGGCAGUGUGUCCCUGGCCCAGAGCUACCUGGAGGACAAAGUGUCCAGUGGAGUGGUCAGUAACUACAGCCUGUGUCUGGUGGCUUAUGCUUUAUCUCUGGCCAAUAGUCCUGUGGCUAGCAAUGCCUUGGCUGAGCUCAGCAGGAGAGCUGACUACAGAGAUGGAGUCAUGAUGUGGAGAUCCUCAGCUGGCCUGGAGUCACAUGACUGGCAGCCGCGCUCAGCACAGAUCGAGAUGACCUCUUAUGUGCUGCUGGCUCUUUUUAGGCAUGGCAGCUUUGUGGAGGGCAUUGCACUCUUUAAAUGGUUAAGCAAGCAGAGAAACCAUCUAGGAGGCUAUGGGACGACACAGGACACAGUAGUUGCCCUCCAGGCUCUAGCUUACUACGCUGCCUUCAGUGGUGCCAAUGCCAUUGACCUCAGGCUCAGCAUAUCUGCCCCACCUUCUUCGUCACUGUUUCACAUCAACUCCACCAAUUAUCAGACGUAUCGGAGCCAAAAGAUUAAUGCUGACAAAGAUCUAAAUCUACAUAUAUACAUGGAAGGAAGAGGAUUUGCAAUAUUUCAGAUGAAUAUCUUUUACAACUUGGGGAGCAAAGAAUUUUCACAGAACCUCGCCACAGACGAGGAGGCUUUCUCAUUGAGUGUGGAUGUUUCUGAGGAAGGAGACCUCAUUCACAUGCUGGUAUCUAUAUGCGCAAGGUUAAAGAACAAUCAAGAGAUAUCUAAGACGGGCAUGGUUAUAUUGGAAGUAGGCAUGCUAAGUGGUUUCAGUCUCUCUCCUGGAUCUGCUGCCCCAACAAAUCUUAUCAGGAAGGUGGAGAUACUGCCUGGGAAAGUCAGCCUCUACCUCGAUUCACUUACCAAGUCAGAGGUUGUAUCACACUUUCAGUCUUCAGAGAAUACAUGGUGGCCCACGUAAAGGAUGCUGUGGUGCAGGUUUACGACUACUAUGAACCCACGACAAAAGCAACAAGAACGUACAACUCAGAUGUUCUGCAAAACAUGGACUCCUGCUUCUUCUGUGGUGAAAACUGCGAACGCUGCAGGCCUGGAAUCACAAUCUCAGUGGACUCCUCGGUCUCAUCUCGCUCAAUAAGCAGCGCCACCUACAGCUUGUUUUGCCUAUGUCUUGGAGUCACCACUUUUUUUGCUGUAGUCUAAUUAUUGAAUUAUAGCUGAAAUUUAAUCAGACAUAAUGAAUAUGCCUUGAGGCAUAAUUUUAGCAUGUACACACAUGGUGCUCUUUUGCUCAGUGCACGUGACUUCUACUGUUUGUGAAUGUGAAUGAGAAAAUACUUCUAGUCUUUGGAAACAUUUUAACCUAUCUGUUAAAUUUCAUAUCUGUACACAGCCUAUUUUUCGGUUUGAUACAUUAAAAAACAAAUAAAAUAAUUUCUUUAGGCCGCUAA